This is a messenger RNA of Thlaspi arvense, 1854 nucleotides long. Lineage: Eukaryota; Viridiplantae; Streptophyta; Magnoliopsida; Brassicales; Brassicaceae. The record is from the annotation of a GenBank genome assembly.
GCUUCGAGAACAAUCCUUUCCCUAUCUCUCUCUUCCUCCCUCUUCACCUUCUCCAGACUCCCUCACGUUAUCCCAUUUCCCCGCCUCCACAAACCUUCCUCUAGAUUCUACCAAGCUCUUCGCCCUCUAUGCGCCGCCGCGACUGCUCCGACGGAAACGAAUAUCGCAGAUCCAGACCAAUUAAAGCACGCGAUCCUGCUUGAGAGGCUUCGGCUCCGACAUUUGAAGGAAUCGGCGGCGAAACCACAGCAGAGGCCGAGUAGCGUUGUUGGCGUAGAGGAAGAGAAAAACAGUAAGAAGAAGAAGAAGAUGGCUAAGAAUUUCGAAGAGCUAGGUUUAAGCGAGGAAGUGAUGGGGGCUUUGAAAGAGUUGAACAUUGAGGUUCCUACGGAGAUUCAGUGUAUCGGAAUACCUGCUGUUAUGGAACGUAAGAGCGUCGUCUUGGGCUCUCACACUGGUUCCGGCAAGACCCUUGCCUACUUGCUUCCUAUUGUUCAGCUGAUGAGAGAAGAUGAAGCAUCUCUUGGUAAAAUGACAAAGCCUAGGCGUCCAAGGACUGUUGUUCUUUGCCCCACAAGAGAACUAUCUGAGCAGGUUUACCGUGUGGCAAAGUCAGUAAGCCACCACGCGAGGUUCAGAUCUAUAUUGGUUAGUGGUGGUUCUCGGAUAAGACCACAGGAGGACUCUUUGAACAAUGCGAUAGACAUGGUUGUUGGAACACCUGGUAGGAUCCUUCAGCAUAUCGAAGAGGGUAACAUGGUCUAUGGAGACAUUGCGUAUUUGGUGCUGGAUGAGGCAGACACUAUGUUUGAUCGUGGUUUCGGUCCUGACAUUCGCAAAUUCCUUGCCCCAUUGAAACAGCGUGCGUUAAAAACCAAUGACCAAGGAUUUCAGACCGUCUUAGUGACUGCUACUAUGACAACGGCUGUUCAGAAGUUAGUCGAUGAGGAGUUUGAAGGGAUAGAGCAUUUGCGAACAUCAUCAUUGCAUAAAAAGAUAGCAAACGCUCGUCAUGACUUCGUCAAGCUUUCAGGCAGUGAAGAUAAGCUAGAAGCACUUCUACAGGUUCUUGAACCUAGCUUGGCCAAAGGGAGCAAGGUGAUGGUCUUCUGCAACACAUUGAACUCCAGUCGCGCCGUUGAUCAUUAUCUUUCUGAAAACCAGAUAUCUACUGUGAACUAUCACGGUGAAGUUCCAGCAGAACAGAGGGUUGAGAACUUGAAGAAGUUCAAGGACGAAGAAGGAGACUGUCCCACACUGGUGUGCUCGGAUUUGGCUGCAAGGGGUCUUGACCUUGACGUAGAUCAUGUAAUCAUGUUUGAUUUUCCAAAGAACUCUAUUGACUACCUUCAUCGCACUGGAAGAACAGCUCGUAUGGGUGCUAAAGGAAAAGUUACGAGUCUGAUAAGCAGGAAAGACCAAAUGUUAGCAGCGAGAAUCGAAGAAGCAAUGAGAAACAACGAGGGCUUGGAGUCACUAACAAACGAUAAUGUGAGGAGAGACGCCGCAAGAACCAAAAUCACUCAAGAGAAAGGAAGGAGCGUUAAGCAGAUCAGAGAAGUGAGCAAGCAACGAAACACCAGAGACAGAGCCACAUCAUCUCCUCCUGCAAAAUCAUCAGGUGUGAGGACACCAAUAAGAAAGUCAACUUCAGUUAGAAAGUCAACUUCGUCUUCGAAACCCGGAAGAGGAUCAUCAUCAUCAGAGAAAUCUUCAAAGCCGAAAAGAAAAAUAUUAAAGACGGUUGGAUCAAGAUCUAUUGCUGCGAGGGGGAAGAAAGGUUCAGAGAGAACAGGUAAGAAACUUAGUGUAGUUGGGUUCAGAGGUCGGUCUGCUGCUGCUAGAGCCUCUUCU